Molecule: messenger RNA, 1734 nt
Organism: Acanthisitta chloris (rifleman)
Lineage: Eukaryota; Metazoa; Chordata; Aves; Passeriformes; Acanthisittidae
Gene: TOR4A
Product: torsin family 4, member A
Exons: 1
Coding region: 1-1734 (577 amino acids)
Biological process (GO): negative regulation of apoptotic process
Cellular component (GO): endoplasmic reticulum lumen; nuclear envelope
Molecular function (GO): ATP hydrolysis activity; ATP binding
Source: RefSeq, a predicted model, not a curated record
AUGGAUGGAGAGCUGCCCUCCACUGAGGUGGAUGGAGAAGUGUCUUCUGCAGUGGUUGAUCUGGGACAGGAGAUACCCUGUGUGGACAGCAGUACUGAAGGAGAUGUGUCCUGUGCCCAGAGGGAUGCAGAAGGAGAGAUGCCCAGAGCUGAGACCAGCACAAAAGAAGAGGCACCUUGUGCUGAGGGCAGUGUUGAUGGAGAGCUGCCUGACCUGCAGAGCCAUGGGGCAGGAGAGAUACCUGGCCCUGUGAGCCAUGGGGCAGGAGAGAUUCCUGACCCUGAUAAAGAUGUGAAAGGAGAGCUGCCUGGAACUGAGGGCCAUGGGGCAGGAGAGCUGCCUGGUGCUGACAGUGAUGUGGAAGAAGAGACAUCCGGCACUGGUAGCGAUGGGGAAAUACCCUGUGCUGCAAGUGAUGCAAAAGAGGAGGCAUCUUGCUCUGAAAGUGAUGGGGAAGAAGUACUUGAUCCUGAUAUGGAAACCCCUGCUGAUUCCAAGAAAAUAACCUCUAUUUCUUCGUCCUUACGGGCAAUCAUCCGCCUGCGCCGGCGCUACUGGGGGCAGAAGAAGAGCCGUUUGCACUUAGAGCUCCCUCGGGAGAAGUCUACAGAGCUUGUCCACACGAGGCUGCUCCAAAGGCAGCUCUCCCUGAAACGAAUUGGCCUGUAUGGCCCUUCCAUGAGCUUAAUUAACCAGGCUAACUUUGAAAGCUCCCAGUACUUCACCUUCGACACGUCUGUCGAGCAAUACGCCAUGAAGAAGAGCAGGCGGAAAACGAAGCGAAGGAAAUCUAGGAUGGUCCUGUAUCCAGACAAAACAAAAAGAUACCUUCCAACAGAGGAGAAGAGCAAGGCAAAACGCUUCCUCCUCUUACUCAUUGGCAUUAUCUUCUUCCAGAUUCUCAAUGCGAUAGAGAACCUGGAUGAUAACCUCCAAAAGUAUGACCUAGAUGCUUUGGAGAAAACAAUGCAUCGGGAAGUAUUUGGGCAGAAGGUUGCUGUGGAAGGCAUUAUGGAAUUACUGAAAGAUUAUCUGGCCACCCACAUCCACAACAAGCCUCUAGUGAUCUCUUUAAAUGGCCCAACAGGAGUUGGGAAGAGUCAUGUUGGCUGGCUGCUGGCCAAACAUUUCCGUUCCGUCAUGGACAAUGACUUUGUGCUUCAGUACUUCGUCAUGCAUCACUGCCCCAACGGGGUGGCUCCUCUUACUUGUGAGCUAGAUCUGUCUAAGAAGAUCUCUGACAUGGUUACAAGAGCAGAAAUAGAGGAGAAGACACCAUUGUUUAUUGUGGAUGAGGUUGAACUCAUGUCUCCAGUCCUGCUGGAUACUCUCAGCCGGUUCUUUGAGCCCAAUCAAACCAAUGAGUUCCUCAAUGCAAUCUACAUUCUAAUAAGCAACAUAGGAGGUGGUGAGAUAACAAAGUUUGUUAUCCAGAAUGCAUCCACUGAGCUUCUGCAGCAGCCACGAGGAGCUGAAGAGCUGCUGAGUGUGGUCCAGCCGGUCCUGAUCGACACCCACCCUCUCUGGAAGUCUGCAGACAUCAUCCCAUUUGUUCUUUUGGAGAAAACUCACGUCAUAAACUGCUUCCUGGAACAGAUGAGGAGGGAAGGGCUGUAUCCUGAUCAGAAGCACAUUGAAAAUUUAGCCAGUCAGCUCAGUUACUACACUACAGGGGACAAGCAGUACUCCAGGAUGGGCUGCAAGCAGGUUGUGGCCAAAGUCAACCUCCUGUAG